GCAAGCAUUGAUCAUUGAUGCAAUGAGCCAACUCUCUGCCAUCUUAUCGGAUCACUUACUAUCGUUGUUGAGCUCAGAACUCGCGUAAUAUCUUGCGGUUGAGAUCUUGACACUGACACACCUUCGCAUAUCGCAGCUCUGCGACACCUGAAUCCAAACACUGCAACUACCCAUCUUCCAAUCUUGUUAUCUGCGAUAACAAUUACUGUGGAUCAGCAAAGCUAGCUAGCAUCCGCGCAAGCAUCUGCUCUGAUCGGGGGUUCUCCAUACGUUUUGCAACAUCGAUAGGUACUCACCACGAGCAAGCCAACUCCACUAUCGAACUGCUUGACCUGCUGCUUGGGGGGUACAGAAAUGUAUCCUGUGUUUACUCCAACUUGAAGACGCAUCUACAUAAUGGCUACGCAACUGCGGAAGAAGCUGGUGUAUUCGGUUGACAGCCCCUUCUCUGCAACACAUUGGCCAGAUGUUACCCCUGAAGAUCAAGAUGCAAUUCUAGAACUUCUCAUCAGCCUUUUGUACCCUCUGGGCCAAUACCGUCAGAGGCACAUCAAGCCCUCAGAAGGCAAGCGUACAGCCAAGAGAAAGAGAACGGCACCGGGUGCAACCUCGACCGAACCGGUCAAGAGCGAACGCCCGCCAGCACCGGAACUAGCCUCCUUCAUCGACGUCGGCCUAGUGGCAAUUACACGCAACCUUGAAAAGCUUGCAGCAGGUCAGCAGGGUUUCGAGGGUACCUCCAAACACGAUAACGCCACGGCGAACUCGCCUAGCCCGUACUCUAUUAUCUUUGUUGCUCGCUCGGGUCAGCCCUCCGCCUUCAACUGCCAACUCCCCCAGAUGGUCGCCGUUGCUUCCAAGAGCUCGCCGUCUGAGCCUCCAACGCGGCUUGUAGGUUAUUCGAGGCCGUGCGCCGAGAAGCUCAGUGCUUGCCUAGGUAUUCCAAGGGCCUCGGCGGUUGGAAUACGGGUCGGUGCUCCCAUGUCCAAAGCUCUGGUCGAUUACGUUCAGCAACACGUCUCUCCCGUCAGAGUGGCUUGGCUUGAUGAGGCUGAGAAAGCUGUGUAUCGUCCUACACAGUUGAAGAUAGACGAGAAGAUGGUGCCGGCGAAGAAGAGCGGCAAGGCUUGAUUUUGAGCAUCGAUAUCGCCAGUUACGGAGGCUGAAGUGUCAACUUUUGGAGAGACUUUAAUACGGCAAAGCUGAUUGAGCAAUCUGUAAGUUCUUAAAUAAUCUUGUUGGUCAAGUCCCGCCAGGUCCUCCUGUACAAUAACAAGGGCUACAUAGCCAUUCCUCCAUUGUGUUCAUCGUUUGGGCAAUGAAUAAUUUUUGGCCCUUCUGCCAUCUUGUAUG
Colletotrichum destructivum is the source of this 1353-nucleotide messenger RNA. Its product is annotated as Putative RNase P, subunit Pop3. Gene Ontology annotation, biological process: rRNA processing; tRNA processing; intronic box C/D snoRNA processing. The transcript is spliced from 3 exons. The record is from RefSeq and is a predicted model, not a curated record. Lineage: Eukaryota; Fungi; Ascomycota; Sordariomycetes; Glomerellales; Glomerellaceae. Gene Ontology annotation, molecular function: ribonuclease P activity; ribonuclease MRP activity. The coding region runs from base 397 to 1131 and encodes 244 amino acids. Gene Ontology annotation, cellular component: nucleolar ribonuclease P complex; cytosol; ribonuclease MRP complex.